UCGGACGCCAUGUCCUCAGCCCAGGACGAGGCGCUGGAGGCAUUGGUGGAGACGCUCAAGGACGUCCGAGCCACUCGUUAUGUCACUGCGAUCGGCGUCGUGAUUCUGCUCUAUGACCACCUUCUAACGCUCAAGGAUGAAGUGGAAUUAGUGUGGAAGGCUAGGUUGACGGUUGCCCAAGUCCUUUUCUUGAUCCUGCGCUACCUUCCCCUCAUCGGAGUUAUAAUCGAGAAUAUUCAACUCAGCGGCUUAGUCCCUUUAUAUCUCCCUGAUAACUUCUGCAAGAUCUAUAUGGACGUCGCUACGUACUUCGGAGUAAUUACCAUGGCCAUCAGCGACUUCCUCGUCCUCUUGCGCCUAUGGGUACUAUGGGAUCGGAACCGGCGUCUGGUCGCCUGCUCCCUUGUCGGGUACAUCGUAACUCAGCUCGCCAAUAUCGCCUGCUGUACCUUCUCUGUGGUUACCAUGACUCCUGCUCUCGUUUAUAACAGUGAUCUGCGCAUGUGCAUCUUUGCUAAGGAUGUGCAUAUCUCUUCGCUAUGGAUGCCAGGCCUCAUCUUUGACGUCUCCAUUUUCCUUGCUACCGUCUGGAACGCGCUACAACGGCCCAUGUCCGCGAACUCAUCCAUGGUCAAGGCGCUAUACCGGGACGGAUUCGUUUACUUCCUCGUCUUGACCUCCCUACGUGUAACGAACCUCGUCCUUGCCCUCGUCGCCCCCGUCUCCCUCAAAUUCGUCGGCGUUUUCUUCAUAUGGUGCGCAUCCACCGUAACCACGUCGCGGUUCAUCUUCAGCAUCCGGCGCGCCGCUAUGCGGGAGUACGACUCCGCCACGGACUCGGACGACGAGACGACGGUGGCGGCGCAGUCGAGGGCGUCGGUCGGCUCGACGGAGGUGGGGAGUAUCCGGAUGCAGAUCGUGCGGCAGUCGGUGUCGAGGAAGUGGUCGUAUUUAUGAGGUCGGCUUUGAGGGUUAGGGUUUUGGAGGCUUGGAAUAUGGUGUACAGCGGUUGCUUGCAUGGCCCUUUGCACGUGGAGAACUCGGCGAAUGUUCCUCACGCCUUCGGGUGGCAAGCGCUCGCGAUGGCGCUGCACGUCGCGGCCCGCUGGGUGAGCCAGGAUAGGCAUCGCAUCUGGCCAUGUGCUGCUCUACGUCGUUAUCGUUGAUACUUGACCUGUGCUGACC
Molecule: messenger RNA, 1185 nt
Organism: Schizophyllum commune H4-8
Lineage: Eukaryota; Fungi; Basidiomycota; Agaricomycetes; Agaricales; Schizophyllaceae
Exons: 11
Coding region: 10-957 (315 amino acids)
Source: RefSeq, a predicted model, not a curated record